This is a messenger RNA of Dermacentor andersoni, 4139 nucleotides long. Its product is annotated as very long chain fatty acid elongase AAEL008004-like. Lineage: Eukaryota; Metazoa; Arthropoda; Arachnida; Ixodida; Ixodidae. Gene Ontology annotation, cellular component: endoplasmic reticulum membrane. Gene Ontology annotation, molecular function: fatty acid elongase activity. The record is from RefSeq and is a predicted model, not a curated record. Gene Ontology annotation, biological process: very long-chain fatty acid biosynthetic process; fatty acid elongation, polyunsaturated fatty acid; sphingolipid biosynthetic process.
GUGAAAGUGGCCGCCGAGCGCCAACCCACCAUGUCAGAAGGCAGCCGGACGGCCGAGGGAAACCAACGACGACUUGACCGGGUCGAUGAGGUUGUGAGUGACCAAGUUUCUGCCGGCCCCGUGUGCGCACGCUGUGCUCGCUCUUGGAGGUAGCCGACCACCCGGGAAACUGCGGCACCGGUGUGGCCGACGGCGCGCAUCAUUCAACCAGCCGGAAGGCACGCCUACUUUCUUUCACCGGGAACUGAAUUGCGCCAUUUGAUUUCUGCAGCGGGACGCCCCGGCAGACGACGGGUCUCCACCCUGGAAGGCAUGUCGUCGCGGCGCUGGUUCCCGGAUCCCGACCGACGAUCGGAAGGCUGGUUUCUCACCGGCAGCGCGACGCCGCUGGUGGCGCUGCUGGCGCUCUACGUGUACGUCGUCAAGGUGCUGGGCCCGCGGGCCAUGAAGGGCCGCACGCCCUUCCACAUCCAGCCGCUAGUGCUCGCGUACAACCUGUUCAUGGUGUUCAACUGUGCCUUCUUUCUCGCCGAGUUCGUUCGGCUGGCAUUUGUCGAGAACGGCUACAGCUUGCUGCUACAGGAGGUGGACACGUCCAUGCGGCCGGCUACGCUACGGCUUGUGAGCCUCUCGUGGUGGUAUUACAUGUUCCGCAUCUUCGAGUUCACCGAGACCGUCUUCUUCGUGCUACGCAAGAAGUUCGGACAGGUGAGCGGCCUGCACGUAUUCCACCAUUGCGUGAUCGCGUGGAACAUGUGGAUCUGCGUGACGUACGGGGCCCAGGCGCAGACCAUCUUCGUGACGUGCAUGAACACGCUGGUACACUUGGUCAUGUAUUCGUACUACUUCCUCGCCGCACUGGGGCCAUGCGCCCAACCGUUUCUUUGGUGGAAGCGGUACCUCACGCAGGUGCAGCUGGUGCAGUUCGUGGUUCUGAUGGUGCACAACUCGCUUCCGCUGUUCUUCGCGGGUCACUUCGUGCGCCCAUUCUCGGCGAUCCUUGUCAUCGAGGGACUCAUCUUUUUCGCCUGGUUCUCGGCCUUCUACUUGGGCACCUACCGCCGCUCCAAGGCAUCGGUCAUGCUUUUCGAGUGCCACAAGACUGACUGAACUGCCAACAGCAGUUUCUCGGCCUUAAGAGGAAGCUCGGCAACUCUCAUCUAUUGCAGACUUUAGAGAGCAAUUUAGUCGGGGCGCCGAAGCUCCAAACUUAUAAAGUGGUUCUAGCCUGCGCAACAAUACAUAACCAGCAGUCGCUGCAAGGGGCUUGGCCGAAAAUUUCUAUGGUGGGCACUAUCGUCAAGCACGUUCACAAAAUUCCAGCACCAAGCGAGACAAUUUUGCAAAGGCAAUCGACGAUACAAAAAUCGCCUUCACCGCCACGGUGAGCACAUUGUCGUGGGGCGGAAUGGAAUAACACUAGUGCAAGUUGGUUCCUAUAAAAAACGUCCAGUGUUUGAAACGAACCCGGAGUCCACAGCCCACCAGAUGUGGUUCUGUCGCAUGAAACCACAUUCAUGAAACCAAAAAAUUUUAUUGUGACUGAUUGAGAGCUCGAAAUCGGGUUUGACCCUGUCUGUCGAUUCCGUUACGCUGACGAUGACUUUUGUCGUCAUUGACGACAAGUCAUUUCUGUCGCCGUCAAGCUACUUCGUGAUCCCCAGCGUCCUCCACAGCCACUGCAUUUGAAAUUGAAGCCCUACCAGUCGAGCCCGCUAACCACUCACUUAUUUUUCUUUAUUACAAGGAAACAAAACAUGGCAGGGCAUUAAGCUUCACAGACACUCUGAGAGCCGUGGUAGUGUUGCGUGUAUUUCGGAUUCCAGAACGAGCACUACUGUAGUGGACGAGGGUCACAUAAUAUGGCGUCGCAUGACAGCGGUGUGUCGGCGUGCAAUUCUUCGUCGUCAUGCUCGUGAAAAAAGCGAAGGUCACACAACGCCGGCAUAUAUGACAAUCAUGAUGAUAAAUGUCAAUUUCGUGCUUGAUCUCUAUUCAUGGAUUAUCGGGUAGCCCGCUCCAAAGCCAUGCUCGAUGAUGAUAACGCUCAAACAUGAUUCAUACAUUAAGAUCAAAAAUGUGCCGAGAAUAUAAGGUCGAUGGUGAAAAACAACGUUGAAAGCAUCGCGAACGUCAAAGCUGAUAACGCCGACGCAGUGACAACACAUUGUUUACACAGCACCUAACAGCCGACAAGUGUUCCAUACAGGAACACUGCAAAUGUCGAGAAAAAAAAAUGAAAUCACUCAAAUGUGGUGGGCGGCACUGCCUUGUUUUGAUCAUGACGUAAGCUGCAGUAAUGUUUUGGCCUCAGUGUUAAAUAAUCCGCCAGUACCAACUCUGAAAAGAACAUCGAGCCUAAAAAGUGUGCGACAUUGGGCGCACUGACUGCAUCGUCACGUACCGGCUCAACAUUAAUAUACAAAAAAAUGCAUUUAAAAAUUAUUUAACGAUGCCAAGUCUGAAGGUCAUCUCAAAUGACAUGGCACAGUCACGUUGGGCAGGUAGGUGCUCACACGUUGUUCUAUCUGAACAAUUAAAACACAGUAUGCCUGCUUUACACAAAACAGUUUAAACAUUAACGGUCACUUAGGUAUGCCUACGUGGUCUGACUGCGAAAGCAUUCUGAGUUCUCUAAGUUAUCACCAUUAAAGACUUCUUAAGUACUACAACGUGUCUGCAAUCACUUCUUCGCUUUCCUUUCUCUGCGUUCAUUAAUCAUCAGACCGCAACCUCUCAGAACUCGCCACUAAGCAGCUGCGAGUUCAUAUUGCGAUUGUUUCAUUAUAGGCUUUGGGAAGUAAUGCGUGACGUGACGUCGUACAUGAAGCUAAGCAUAUCGUAACCAAUUUCACCUCCACUUGUCACGUGACUAUGAUACGUGACGACAUACAUUUUCACGUGUCCUUAACAACUCUACCUUAAUCCGCGUUCACCCACUAUAAUCAACAUUCCUCUAAUUUGUACCGCCCUUGCUCUCUCUUAAUCCACUUUAUUCUGCGUUAUUCCACUUUAAUCAACCUCAAUCGGUACACUUUUUCAACCUUAAUUCACUUUAGACUACCUUAAGUCGCCUUACUCUAACGUCGCAGCUAGACGGCUGGCACGUGACCUGUGCAAUGACGCACGCACUAGGUACACCUUUAGUCAGCCAGAACUGUGAAGCAGGCGUGGCAUCAGAGAAGCGUGCUCGUCUCCCACCCAAGAGGCCCUAGUUUGAUUCCCAACCAGACCCAAAUGUGCCAAGCUUUAAUUUCGAAUGUAUAAUUUACUUUAUUUACUGGAGCCGUCCUGAGAAAUUCCACAGCAAUACGAGCAUUUGGAAGCGAAAGUAUUAUAUGCCUUAUUUCGCGAAAAUUCGGCGUUGUCGACGGCGACUUGACCGAUAGAUGGUGCCAAAAAUGCCCGACGGCACGAAGAAAAAAAAACACGUCAAAGACUGCUCGGAUGCACGGGAAAUGGUUCGUGCAGGUUUCUCUAAAUAAAUUGAUGCUUUUGAAAAUAAAAUUCGGUAUACUUUUGUCGGCUCGACCGCGUGCCGCCGGGGUGCCAGACGAGCUUGCUUCCCCGACGCCGUGGUGGCUGCAUGGUUGGCUAAAGAGUGCACGCGUCAAUGGACACGUCACUGUCUCCGCCACUGCCACCUACGUGUCACUUUCUCUUGGGAUUUCAUCAUUGCUGUGCCUACUGCUAUGCACACGAAAGCGUCUACCUCAGCUGCAGCUGCGAAAGGUGGCCGCCCGCGGAAGCACGCCUCAGAAGAUGAAAAAAGAACACAAAAAAGACGACAUAGUCACGACAGACAUACAAUUAGGCAUAAAAUGAAAUUCGUUGUUCUGGAGCAAAAUGCCCCGAAUAUUUUCAGCCUGUGGCCAAGGUAUACGCAAAUACACACACCGAUUCAGCAGGAACAAAUUUAAUGCAAAUCGAAAACAUCAAUCCAAAUUAUUUCACCUAAGCAAUUGUAAUCUUUUCGCAAUCCCACACGUAAGCAGUUGUAAGUCCCUAUGCUGAAUGUGUUUUACGUAUUUUCACUCUUUGCGCCAUCGGCUAUUUUCGGUACCAUCGCUUGAUCAGGCCAGAUGUUCUACGUCAUGGGUCAUAUAAUGCUUUCGCAAUAAUAAACAAUGUACCAAUAC